AGGGUAUGAAACGAAAACCAAGCCUGCGAAUGGUUAUGGUGGCACUAGCCGUCUCUCUCAGCGGCUCAUUCCACUUUGGGUAUCAACUAGUCAUCACAAAUCCGUCGCAGGCUGCGUUCAUUCAGUUUCUAAAUACCACACUUGGGACAACGUUGUCCGACAGUUCUGAUGCCACAUUAGACAAUGUCUGGAGUUUCGUUGUCGCUAUUAUCUUCCUAGGAGCCUUAGCUGGGUCGUUUUCCAUCCGUUUGGUAGCUGAUAAAGUUGGAAGGAAAGCCGGACUCUAUGUGCCCAUUUUCAUUGCUAUUCUUUCUGCGUCAAUGUCUGCUGUCUCAAAAUUUAUUCCCAGCUUUAUUCUAUACGCAAUGUCUCGUGUGACAAUGGGCUACGCCGUUAGCCUUAGUCUGGGUAUUGCUGCUCUAUUUCUUACGGAAACAAGCCCAAAGGGAUGCCGAGGUUCUAUUGGGAUGAUUACUGGAGCAUGCGUACAGUUUGGAACAGUGGUAGGCUCCAUCCUCGCCAUGCCACAAAUUUUCGGCACAGUCGAUUGUUGGUUUCUGAUUUACAUCGCAGAAAUAGCAAUUAUUCUAGCUUUCUCUGUUUUUCUUCCCUUUCUUCCAGAAACGCCAGGAUUUCUUGUUCAACGUGGAGCACAAGAAGCGGCAAAGAGAUCACUUAUGUUCUAUCAUAAGUGCAGCGCAAGUGAAGCGGAAAAACACUUAAUGCAUAUCAAGGAAGAGCAGAAGCAGCAUACGAAGAUAUUUACCAUGAUGGAUAUCAUGAGGAAAAAGUCACUGAGAAAAAAGGCACUGAUUGGUGUUGUUGUGACGUUUGCCAUGUCCUUCAGUGGCGUAUCAGUAAUCAAUGCUUAUGCGGUUGAAAUUCUGAGAAGCACUGGUUUGACUUCAUUGCAAGCAUCUCUUGCCAACGUCACAAUCGCAGUUGUUAGCAUGAUUGCAAUCGUGAUCUCUUCAACGGUUAUAGACAAGUUUGGUCGUCGUCCACUGCUUUUAGUAGCUUUCACCGGCUGCUUACUCUGCAAUUUCCUCAUCUUUUCAUUAAUGUUCACAUUUGACAAAUAUGGUCACAACAUUUUGGGUUUCAUCCUAAUAUUUGUUAUUUGCCUUUUCAUCAUAUUCUUCGCUAUUGGACCUGGCCCACUAUGUUAUUUCAUUAAUGCCGAACUUGUUGGGCAAGCAGCACGAAGCGGAGCGCAAAGCUGGGCUAGCGUUGUUCAGAUGCUAAGUCGUUUCAUGAUCAUCACAACUUUUUUGCCGAUGAGGAACAAGAUCGGCGAUGCAUGGUCCUAUCUAAUUCUAUUUGUUGCCCCUGUAAUUGCUUCGAUAGUAUUCCUAUACUUCAAGUUACCUGAGACAAAGAAUAAAACUCCACUUGAGGUCGAAGAAGUAAUGAAGAAACUUCCGACGAUAUAUUCGGUACGAUCCAGAGUGAAGUGAGCACAGAGCCCUGAACCAUUGUCAUG
Molecule: messenger RNA, 1483 nt
Organism: Cylicocyclus nassatus
Lineage: Eukaryota; Metazoa; Nematoda; Chromadorea; Rhabditida; Strongylidae
Source: the annotation of a GenBank genome assembly